Messenger RNA from Botrytis porri, 630 nucleotides. RefSeq lists its product as uncharacterized. NCBI's taxonomy places the organism in Eukaryota, Fungi, Ascomycota, Leotiomycetes, Helotiales, Sclerotiniaceae. The coding region runs from base 1 to 630 and encodes 209 amino acids. The record is from RefSeq and is a predicted model, not a curated record. The transcript is spliced from 2 exons.
AUGCUUUGGUUAGUCGGCGCCGUAACAAGUUUCACUUGCGAUCACCAGUACUUUGCCAACCUCACUUUACACGAAGCUGGGGACGACGAAGACUGGAGAUGCAUCACCGGACCCGAAACGACCUGGAUCAAACACGACAAGGAGUGCCCUGAUUGCAGGAACAAGGUACCUCCCACGGAUCCAGUUAUCCUCUCUCGUCCGCUAAGUCCUUUACUCACUGCACCAGACAAUCUCGAAGACAGACGGGGCCUCCUCACAGAGUUCCGUUGCGGACAUCACAAAGUUGCCGCAUCAGAUGACAAGAAGUGCAUCGUUCUUGGAGUCGACAAGCUCGGAUUCUUUCGAAAAAAACGUUGCCCCCGGUGCAUCGCCUACGGAACCCAAGACAGCUCCUCAGACGACCAGUGCAGCUCCGGAAGCCAACCGGACGCAACACCAUUCGAUCCACUUGAACCCGACUUAGAUUUUGCCGACGACGUGGACAUGGGAACUUUGGCCAGACAGAGAAGACAAAGAGAAGCUCUCGCCACAUUCGAUCAUCCUCCCACCCCCUCAAGAAGAGAAAGCAAAAGGGAGAAGGCCAAGAAAAUAGGUAAGUCGCUCUGGGGAUCAAUCAAGAAGAAGUUCUAA